AUGGCUUCUAGAUCUCCAACUGCUGCUACUCCGCUCCCCAAGUCCUCGGUCGCGCCCGAGAGUCCUUCCAAGGAGGCGAACACUCUGGCACCACCCCAGACCGUCCCCUUCCCUCCACCACAGACAUUUGAGAUACUCCCACAACUCCAUGGGAUUCUUCUUCGCUUGCUUUCACAGAAGCCUGUUGGAAAUGUCGCUGUAGGGGCCCCUGCUGAGGGUACAGAAGUUCCCGGUUCAUCCACAGAGGCUCGUCCAGAUGGCCAACAACUGCCGUCAAACAUCCCCGGCGGCGAGGCCAAUGACCCUACAGCUUCUCAAGCUGCAGCUGGUGCCAUCGAUCCAAAUGCCCCUCCGCCACUCGACGUCAAAGAUCUCCCCACCGAAACCCACUCGGUCAAAAUUCGAAUCCAGAAGGCACGGGCCGUGGUAGAAGGACUCCCAGAUGUGCAACGAUCUGUCGAGGAGCAAGAAGACGAAAUAUCUGAGCUUGAGGACCGUGUGGCCCGUUUACGUUCUGUGAUUUCAGACUUUGGGACCCGAGCAGGGCAGGACCCGCUGGAUCAUCCCAGAGUGACAGUGACUUGA
Messenger RNA from Penicillium cosmopolitanum, 585 nucleotides. RefSeq names its product mediator of RNA polymerase II transcription subunit 9. Gene Ontology annotation, biological process: regulation of transcription by RNA polymerase II. The transcript has a single exon. Gene Ontology annotation, molecular function: transcription coregulator activity. The record is from RefSeq and is a predicted model, not a curated record. Bases 1 to 585 code for a protein of 194 amino acids. NCBI's taxonomy places the organism in Eukaryota, Fungi, Ascomycota, Eurotiomycetes, Eurotiales, Aspergillaceae. Gene Ontology annotation, cellular component: mediator complex.